CAAACGACAGCAAACGCCGCGGCGGUGCGCGCCGGCAGAGCACAUUCCGCUCGGCGGGCGCAAAGCACGCACACUUGGCGGGGCCCCUUUUCGCUCUUUUCUUCGUCCCAUUUGCGCGCAUUUGAGUCAUGUUAAGUUGCGAGGAGUGAGCGCCGCGCCGCGCGUCCCGCUCGUCCCGGAGCUCCGUUCCGGCCGGCCGGCCACGACCCCGCGUGUUCCGAAUCGGGUAUUCAUUUUUUUCCCUUUUUGUUUUCCCUUUUUAUUUUUCUUGGUAGAGCGUUGCCUUUUCCCCUUUAAAAUUGGCUCCCGUACAAACCGCCGCGUUGGAUCCGUCGGCGUACUGCGAGAGUCCGGUGUACAACCCGGAUCUCUGCCCCAACAUGAUCGCCGCGCAGGCCAAGCUGGUGUACCACCUCAACAAGUACUACAACGAGAAGUGCCAGUCGCGCAAGGCGGCCGUGUCCAAGAGCAUCCGCGAGGUGUGCAAGGUGGUGUCGGACGUGCUGAAGGAGGUGGAGGUGCAGGAGCCGCGCUUCAUCAGCUCGCUGAGCGAGAUGGACAACCGCUUCGAGGGCCUGGAGGUCAUCUCGCCCAGCGAGUUCGAGGUGGUGCUCUACCUCAACCAGAUGGGCGUGUUCAACUUCGUGGACGACGGCUCGCUGCCCGGCUGCGCCGUGCUCAAGCUGAGCGACGGCCGCAAGCGCAGCAUGUCGCUGUGGGUGGAGUUCAUCACGGCCUCGGGCUACCUGUCGGCGCGUAAGAUCCGCUCGCGCUUCCAGACGCUGGUGGCUCAGGCGGUGGACAAGUGCAGCUACCGCGACGUGGUCAAGAUGGUGGCGGACACCAGCGAGGUCAAGCUGCGCAUCCGCGACCGCUACGUGGUGCAGAUCACGCCCGCCUUCAAGUGCACGGGCAUCUGGCCGCGCAGCGCCGCGCACUGGCCGCUGCCGCACAUCCCCUGGCCGGGCCCCAACCGCGUGGCCGAGGUCAAGGCGGAGGGCUUCAACCUGCUCUCCAAGGAGUGCUACUCGCUCAACGGCAAGCAGAGCUCGGCCGAGAGCGACGCCUGGGUGCUGCAGUUCGCCGAGGCCGAGAACCGGCUGCUGCUGGGCGGCUGCCGCAAAAAGUGCCUGUCGGUGCUCAAGGCGCUGCGCGACCGCCACCUGGAGCUGCCCGGCGCGCCGCUCAACAACUACCACAUGAAGACGCUGGUGUCGUACGAGUGCGAGAAGCACCCGCGCGAGUCCGACUGGGACGAGAACUGCCUGGGCGACCGCCUCAACGGGAUUCUAUUGCAGCUCAUCUCCUGCCUGCAGUGCCGCCGAUGCCCGCACUACUUCCUGCCCAACCUCGACCUCUUCCAGGGAAAGCCGCACUCGGCCCUGGAGAACGCCGCCAAGCAGACGUGGCGCCUGGCCAGGGAGAUCCUCACCAACCCCAAAAGCCUGGAGAAGCUUUGAGGUAACCGGCCGGGCCGGCCCGAGCCGAGCCAGUAGUCGGCGGGCGAACGAACGAGCGAGCCAGCGCUUCUCGCGACCCUUUUAAUAUUGUUUUUUUUCGGGGCUCCUUUUGACCAGCGCCACCCGUUUUCCUAAACCCAACAACAACAAAAAAAAAAGGCUUUCGUAAUUCCAACGAACCUUGAACGAGACUUGAAACGCGCGUGUACAUUUGAUACUGUAAAUGUGUUGAUAGCAUUGUGCUUCCUUCCAGUCAGAUUGUGAACGUCGGUGUUUUUUUUCUUCUUUAUCUGCUAGAAAAACAAUUUAAUUUAUACUUUGGCUCGAUACGGUUUGUCGUCUUUCUUUUUCCUUUUUGCAAAGUUUAUAUUUGAGUGUAAAGCUUUCGUUAAACACACAUUCCAUCGAUUUACUUGAAUUUUUUAUUUAAAUAACUUUUUUUUAUUGGCUGUUCUUUUUUAAAAAAAAAAUAGUUGGUCUGCCACGAUUUUGUUUUAUUAAAUGACAACCUAUAUAAAUAGUAAAUAUAUAUGACGGUAAAAUUGAGAAAAAAAGAAAUGCACUUGAACUACACUGGAUUAUAACAUCUGUGAUCUGUUUGUUUUUUAAAUUGUCAUCCACUUAAUUUAAAGAGCUAAUAAAACCAAUUCUUAUAUGUA
Messenger RNA from Syngnathus typhle (broad-nosed pipefish), 2119 nucleotides. It is a transcript of the gene mab21l1, whose product is annotated as mab-21-like 1. The record is from RefSeq and is a predicted model, not a curated record. Lineage: Eukaryota; Metazoa; Chordata; Actinopteri; Syngnathiformes; Syngnathidae. The transcript has a single exon. The coding region runs from base 381 to 1460 and encodes 359 amino acids.